Messenger RNA from Spirodela intermedia, 2238 nucleotides. NCBI's taxonomy places the organism in Eukaryota, Viridiplantae, Streptophyta, Magnoliopsida, Alismatales, Araceae. The record is from the annotation of a GenBank genome assembly.
AUGGCGACCAUGAGGCGUGCGUUGCUGCUACUCCGGCAGAAUGGGUUCCUCGGGGCUCCGAUGCUCUCACGAUCACGGCACAGGUGAGGGAUCGGCUUCACCUCUUGUUCUUCCGCGCUGAUCCAUCUGAUUUUGUUCGAUUAACUUGGAAUCACUGCUCUAACUUUUCUUUUUCAACAUUUCGCCAGUAACUUCUUGGGAUCAGUUUCUCUCUUCUCCUCAGAACAUGAAUCCGACACCGUGGACCUUUCCAACGAAGAGAGCAAGCGUCGCGUUUUCAAUAGGUAUCGUCUGGGAAACCAUUUUUUGCCCUUUGUUCUGGAGGAUCGGCGAGUCGAACAUUCUUUAUUCAUGUCAUUUGGUUUUCUAGGUUGCUGUAUAGAAGCAGGCAACGUGGAUUUCUUGAGUUGGACCUCGUCUUGGGGAAUUGGGUGGAGGAGAACAUUCGUUCGAUGGAUGAACAGCGGAUUAAAGCCCUCGUGGAAGUUCUGAACCUGGUAUUUACCAUCGAAUUCAUCAAAUUUUCAUUUAUUUAAUGGCCUAGUGAUUUUCAUUGUUCUUAAUGAUUAUAUCAAAUAUUUUUGCAAGCAUCACAGUGCCAUUCGUUGGUUUUCUAAUGACCGAAAGCAUGUGGAUUCACAAUCAUACCCGUUAACUCAAAUGCCCUCCUCGUCUAGAGAUAAACUCACAUUGAAAAUUUGCGUCAUCUCAUGCAAGUUUUUUUACGAUAUUUUUAUUAGCUCGUCAAAUAUUAUUCAAAUCUAAAAAGUAUGAUUGAUUUAAUUCUCACAUUCAUCUAAAAUGUGUUUCCUGAUAGAGUCAUACUCAUUAAUGUCUGGUUUGCUCUAUCUCUUUUCUUGUCAAACUUCUAUUUACCUCAUUGCGUGUUACCGAGCUUUCUGCUUCACUAUAAAGUUUUGUCUAUGAAGGUCAUCUGCACAUGACAUCCCGAUCGAAUAGAUGUUAUUAAUGAUCAAAUGGCCUAUACUGAACUAUAGAUGAUACUGUACGAAGAAAAAUGGCGGAUUUGCGCGAUACUUCCUAGCCUUACACUUAACUCAUUGGUUAGAAGAGAGUCCAUGAUCUCUUGUCCGUAUAGACGAACAAUUUCAUGGCUAAUAAGGACCAAACUACGCUGAACCAAGUUUAUUAGGCUUGGAGGACGACUGUUCUAGUCUUGUGGUUGGAACGCUGUUGAAUAUAGUUUUCUGUCCUUCGUAAGGUGUGGAUUUGUGAAAUUGAAAGAUGGGUGCUGUAAGACAAAAUGAAAGAUGGCUCUUCCAUUGUAUCACCUUCUUGUCAUAAGGGAUGGUUGAAAGGUCCUUUUAUUCGUUACAAAUUUUGUCACUAAUCUUCCCAAUGUGAAUACCUGGUAAGUUGAUGGCAUUUAAUUGACUUAUAGCUGCUCAAGCAAUCUGAGGCUCCAACACAGCACAAUAAUUAAAAUAUUUAAUUCAUUAUUUUGCAACACACACAUGUGUGUAUGUACGUAUGUAUGUAUGUAUGUAUGCAUGUAUCCAUGUAUACGUCUCCCAAACUGCUCACUUCAUUUCUUUUCUUCUAACCUAUUUGCUGUUGCCAUCAUUCAUCAAUAGAUGCCUGAUGAAUCCAAGGAGCAGCCACAAAGUUGCUUGCAAAUUUUAAUAAGCGGUCGUAAACUGGAACGAAUUUUUGCCAAAGUUGUGGAUUAUUUUGGACCUUCCUCAGUGCUUGAAUCUCAUUAAUUUGCAACAACUUACUGGGUUUUAUUAUUUUAAUAUCAAAAAUCUCACUAUUUCCUCAAUCCAAUAACUCAUUAAUCUCAACCAAACACUUUUGAUUAUGAACUGACUGCCUUUUGAGAGUUUUAGAUUCUCUGUAUUUGUUACUUCGACUCCAACAUUUGAAAUCUGUUGUUCCCAGUCAGCCUUUAAAAAAUAUUUUUGAUCGUCAGGAAAACCCAGACUUGUGGAAGUGGCUCACGGGGCAGGAGCAACCUCCAGAGGCAGUCAACAGGAAUCCGGUGAGUAUAAAGUUAACGCGCAAGCACAUACUCUUCGCCGUUCGUUUGCAACUAGAAAUCCGUUCCUCACCCACUGUUGGCCCAUCGAACAGGUAUUUAAUGCCGUGCAUGCCAAGGUGAUGAGCAAUUUGGACAGCCACGCUUCGGCCUCAACCAGGGCUGCUCCGGGUCAGCCAUGGGUCAGAGGUUGGGACGAUAAGAGGGGACUGGACGGCCCAAAAUAUGGAAACCAGUGA